This is a messenger RNA of Neogale vison (American mink), 1461 nucleotides long. RefSeq names its product adenylosuccinate synthase 1 (gene ADSS1). The record is from RefSeq and is a predicted model, not a curated record. Gene Ontology annotation, molecular function: adenylosuccinate synthase activity; GTP binding. Gene Ontology annotation, biological process: 'de novo' AMP biosynthetic process; IMP metabolic process. Gene Ontology annotation, cellular component: cytoplasm. The coding region runs from base 16 to 1389 and encodes 457 amino acids. Lineage: Eukaryota; Metazoa; Chordata; Mammalia; Carnivora; Mustelidae. The transcript is spliced from 13 exons.
AGGAGCCGGACCAGCAUGUCGGGGACCCGCGCCUCCAACGACCGGCCCCCAGGCUCGGGGGGCGUCAAGCGCGGGAGGCUGCAGCAGGAGGCGGCGGCCACCGGCUCCCGGGUGACCGUGGUGCUGGGCGCGCAGUGGGGGGACGAGGGCAAAGGCAAGGUGGUGGACCUGCUGGCCACGGACGCCGACAUCAUCAGCCGCUGCCAGGGGGGCAACAACGCCGGGCACACCGUGGUGGUGGACGGCAGGGAGUAUGACUUCCACCUGCUCCCCAGCGGCAUCAUCAACACCAAGGCCGUGUCCUUCAUCGGCAACGGGGUGGUCGUCCACUUACCCGGCUUGUUCGAAGAAGCAGAAAAAAAUGAGAAGAAAGGGCUGAAGGACUGGGACAAGAGGCUCAUCAUCUCCGACCGCGCGCACCUCGUGUUUGACUUUCACCAGGCCGUCGACGGGCUGCAGGAAGUGCAACGGCAGGCCCAGGAGGGCAAGAAUAUCGGCACCACCAGGAAGGGCAUCGGACCCGCCUACUCUUCCAAGGCCGCCCGCAUGGGCCUCCGUGUCUGUGACCUCCUGUCGGACUUCGACGAAUUUUCCGCCAGAUUCAAGAACCUGGCGCGCCAGCACCAGUCCAUGUUCCCCAGCCUGGAAGUGGACGUCGAAGGGCAACUCAAAAGGCUCAAGGGCUUUGCUGAACGGAUCCGACCCAUGGUGCGAGACGGCGUCUACUUUAUGUACGAGGCGCUCCAUGGUACCCCCAAAAAAAUCCUCGUGGAGGGUGCCAAUGCAGCCCUCCUUGAUAUUGACUUCGGGACCUACCCCUUUGUGACGUCCUCCAAUUGCACGGUGGGCGGCGUGUGCACGGGCCUGGGCAUUCCCCCACAGAACAUAGGCGAGGUCUACGGCGUGGUGAAGGCCUACACCACACGCGUGGGCAUUGGGGCGUUCCCCACCGAGCAGAUCAAUGAAAUCGGAGACCUGCUUCAGAGCCGUGGCCAUGAGUGGGGGGUGACCACGGGCAGGAAGAGGCGCUGCGGCUGGCUAGACCUGAUGAUUCUCAGAUACGCGCACAUGGUCAACGGCUUCACCGCGCUGGCCUUGACAAAACUAGACAUCCUGGAUGCCCUGGACGAGGUGAAGGUCGGCGUCUCAUACAAGCUGAACGGAAAAAGGAUCCCCUAUUUCCCAGCGAACCAGGAGAUACUGCAGAAGGUUGAAGUUGAGUAUGAGACGCUGCCCGGGUGGAAGGCGGACACCACGGGCGCCAGGAAGUGGGAGGACCUGCCCCCGCAGGCCCAGAACUACGUGCGGUUCGUGGAGAAUCACGUUGGAGUGGCAGUGAAAUGGGUUGGUGUUGGCAAAUCAAGGGACUCGAUGAUCCAGCUGUUUUAGACAGCGCUGGCCGAGCGGUCCCCAGCGGUCCCGUCCCAUCUCGACGGCCAGAGUCAGCGCCUGGAAGGAAGA